Diaporthe batatas is the source of this 4842-nucleotide messenger RNA. RefSeq lists its product as uncharacterized. Gene Ontology annotation, cellular component: nucleus. Bases 1 to 4842 code for a protein of 1613 amino acids. The record is from RefSeq and is a predicted model, not a curated record. Lineage: Eukaryota; Fungi; Ascomycota; Sordariomycetes; Diaporthales; Diaporthaceae. Gene Ontology annotation, biological process: protein polyubiquitination. The transcript has 2 exons. Gene Ontology annotation, molecular function: ubiquitin conjugating enzyme activity.
AUGGAGAACCAGCGGUAUCUGGUCGUCAUUGUGCCUCCGCAGGCAGAGGCAGCAUUGCUGUCUCCUGGCGCGCGCCCAUCAAUCUUGAUACCCUUCAACCCCGAGGCCAUCGUUUCGUCUUUCGUCGUUGAGAUUUGGAAACGCCUUGCAAGACAUGACGGUGCCAUCCCUCUCACAGCAGAGACUCACGUUGUCUCCCUCCACCUCGGUGGUGAGAAUGGCCCAGCCAUCGACAUCGAAGACCGUUUGGUCGAUAUCAUCGCCGAUUCUCAGAGGCAAAAAAUCUUCGCCGUCUUCAAAAACAAGAAAGAUAUCGCGACGGUGAUACAGGCAACCACCCAUGUACGAAAUAUCUUUUCAACGGUAGCAGCCCCCGAGCCCAUUUCAUUUGCUAACGCUCUGCUUGUACAGGUGGCCCCAAUCUUGACACAACCGAGCGAUCAUGAUACGGACAGCCUAUCAUUCCGUAUCAUCACCCCAUCGACAACCAAGAUUAGAGAUUCAUGUCCCAUCCUGACAAUGCCAAUAUCUGCCACUGUCCGCCAACUACAUCUCAGCAUCGCGAACACCCUGGGCUGCACGGGUCAAACCCAAGAGACAGUCGAAGGUUGGGAAUGCAACUGCAACUUGGCCAAGGAGCUGGCUUUAGGAUACUUAGAUCUUACCCAUUUCCUGGUCAUUCGCGGAAAGAGCAUUGUGGAGAAGUUUCCGCUCGAGGUUGCCAGUGUGGGCAGUCUGCAGCAAGCACUCUUCUCUAGGUUUGGCCAGGAUAUUGAGACGAGAAAAAGGGUCACGUACCAUGGAGCAACACAAGACCAAGAUGACAGCAGGACUUACACCAAGAUACCCGUGGUCGCGAUCUGCUCCAAACAACGGCACGUCCCGAUCCACGCACGGGUCGAGCUGGAUGGCAGCGACAGAACAAGACCACAAGUCCUUGAUCUGCACACAUCUGAGCUCCCCAUCCAUCCCGCCUGCUUCGACUCCAGCGUGGAUAUGCUGGGCCUCAGCGCUCUUGCAGUCAAUGGCGUUGUGGACAUUUUCGCUGUUUAUCGGACGUCCUCCGCUCAGCUCCCUCUUCUCAAGGGAAGGUCGGCUAUAUUUCGAGACUUGGCUCACUGGGAGCCAUCAAUUGCCCAGUCUGAUCGAGGCAUGGCAAUUUUCUUGUCUUCGCUGCGCGUCUUUGCCUCUAUUCUGCAGGAUAUGCAGAGUGACGGUAAUGCCCAGGAUGCAGCUUACUACGUUUUUGACGAGCUCACCCAAUUCCCCCCGGCACUUCGUUGUCUGCACCUACUUGUGAGCGGUCAGACACCUACAAGUUUUGAGUGCAUUGCCCUGAGUCAAACAAUUCUGGAGGUUCUCAGGAGUUACGUGGCGGUGGACACAAUUACGCAAGAUUCGGCUCGCCUUUUCGAAGGGUCACGUCUUCUGUUCGGGUAUAUUCUGGAGUCCGCCAAAUCACUGCGCAUAGACUCGGACACCGAGGUUCACAGCGAUGAUGAAGUAGCAAAGAAAUUGCGUUAUACUUCAGUCUUCUGCACUUACGACGUCCGUGACCACAAGACUCAUGAAGCGGUCCUCCACGCGUUACAGACAUCAGAUGGUUUGAUCGAAGAAACCCUUUUCAAGUCCCUCCAGGACGGAGGUUUAUUGGCCGAGACUCAUUUGCAGUCAUUUCUUGUUCAAGCGGAGACUGAGCCGAGGUUGGCUCGCUUCGCUUUGCAAAGCGGUGGCACUUGUCCCGAGGUCCUCGUCUUAUCUUUGGGUGCACUAAAUAACAUCUAUGGCUCACAAACGGGUGCUCUCAGCCACGCUUGUGACCUCAAUCAACUUCGCAAAUUAUUGCAGUUGGCUGAAAUGUGCAGUGGAAACAACCUGGCUGUACACGGGCCUAGUCAACUGGCAGCUGCAAUAUCGCCAUGUCUGACCUUCGAUCGCAACGCACACUUGGCAGUAUAUACUGGCGAGGAGCCAUGUGGUAGACCCGGCCAUUCCUCUAUCAUUUUCCGACCACAGCACGGAGAAGAGACGAUUGAUCCUUCGGUGAUGGAGCGGCUUAUUGCACCAAUUGUCAAAUCUUAUGAACAAGACGGAUCCGCAGUUUUUGAUGCCUACGGGGGUGCACAAGUACGGAUAAUUCAAGAUCCAGAUGAGAUAAUCAUGUUCUGCGUCGACUCCAGUUCCAGCAUGGGAAACCUCACGGAUUUCAGCGAGGUUAACGAAGAUGACACUGGCAUAAGUAGCCGACCACACCGUCUGAUAGAGCAAGAACUUCACCGGGCAUCGUCGUUAGAAGAGAGCAAAGAGGGCCUUAUGGCCCACAACAGCUUCGAGGACAUGAUCGCCAUUGUUGCCAAGACUUCCGGGCAAUCCAAAGACAGGAUGGCGAGAGAGGUCUUGUCUUUGUUUGCUUGUCUCUUGUGCUUGGAGAUCAACGCAAAGGAGGACAACCUCGAGAGAGCACGAAGAUCUGUGUCUUCAAGAUAUGUCUGGCAUACAGCUAUCCACACGCUGGAGUCUGAGCUGGGAGAACUGAAGGCUUUCGGUGCCAGCCUGAAAGCAAACGAGGAGGCCCUGGCCCAAUUUCUGAUGUUUCGGGCCAGUUUCCUGGACCUAGAAGCUGUCACGCGAUGGAAUUGGUCUUUCGGCGAUCCAGUUCCUUUGGUAUCUAGACCAAGAGGGCUUCCAGUCUUACCCGAAAGAAUAACCGACGUUCCGAGCCACCUCAAGUGUCCAAUCUCCCACGCGCUGAUGGAAGAUGCGGUGGAAGCCUGUGAUGGUCAGACGUAUUCUCGCAGCGCAAUUGAGCGGUGGUUCUCAAUACGACAAACAUCUCCACUGCAUGGUGCACCGCUUGACGACCUCUCCUUGAGGGUAAGACCAGAUAUUCGAAGCGAGGUCUUGUCCUGGAUUUCUGGCCCCAGAGAAACGAAUACUGUCGAUGUCAUUGCCGUGAAAUUUGAAAGCCGGAUUGGAUUGUUUACAAGAAUCGUCAAGCUCACGGCGACUUCGAGCGACCUUUACGUGCUUGCAUACCGUGGGCUCAAAGCAGAAUUCGAAGCAUUCGAGCUUUCAGCCCACAAUACGGGCACUCUGUUACCAAACAGGAACGUCACUGUGUCAAAUCUCGGGCUGAAGAGUCUCGACCGCAUCAUGAUACGGCUUCCAGAAGAUACAGCUCCCUUGCAAACAGAAUCAUAUGAUUCUGGUAGGAUGUUCCAAGAUGACACCCCAGAGAUGUGCCUUAUGAAGGUCUACGAAUACUUGUGUGAAGAGCAGCUCUUUGCAUUCUGGGUCCGUGAGGACAACCCUGAUUUGCUGCUUUCGGUCAUUUGGAUGUACUGGCGACACAAGCUUGACAAAGGAGUCUGUCCUACGCCCGAAAUGAGAAGUGUCCUGACGAACGUGAGACCUUACGGUGAUACUAGGAGAUCCUGGACAUACGAAAGUCCGCAGCAGACUGCAAGACUGUCACGUUUCCUCACAUCGUGUCAAUGCACCGGACGGCUAGAGCCCGAGAGGCUCUGCAGUGGAGAUGGCGACGCCCGAAUAUCGCACUCCAGCCAUAAUGUCCUCAAGGUAAUGAUCGGUCCAGAACACGGGCGCAAACCCAUAAUUCGCCUCACUCGACUUGGUGUUCUGAAGCAAAUGCUUGACGCACUCAUCAAUCGUAUGUUGGCUUACAACUACAAGAAUCAUGUCGGACUAGUCGACUUCUCAAGCAAUGCUCAAGUCAAGAUGCCGAUAUCGCAUGUCUUGGAGAACUUCAGACGCGCUACCCUUGAACUGAAGGCCGGGGGUGACACGGCCUUGUGGGAUGCUUUGGCCCUUGCCGGGGAUCAGAUAGAUCAGUAUGCAACCAGAUUCCCCAGUGCAAAGAAGCGCAUCGUCGUUAUCUCGGACGGACAAGACAACAAGUCGUCAACCAAUACGUGCUACGGCAUCGUCUCGAGCUUUCUGCGGAAAGGAAUCUCAGUCGACAGCGUCUCAAUUGGUGACGAGGACAAUACGGAUCUGCGCACGUUGUCAUACAUGCUUGGUUCAUACAGAUUCCACCCAACAUCGUUGACAAACACACUUGCAAUUUGCGAGAUGGAGCCUUUCCUAUCUCUGUCUCAGAGGCCACCAAUUACUCUUCCUUUGCAGUGGAGCGGGGCCAACAUUCAGACGCAGUUUAAUUUAUCAAGAUAUCGCGCCACGGCAACCUUGGUCACCGACGACAUAGUUCCGCCAAUCAGGGAUCAUCCGAAUAUGGCAGAUAAAUUUUGUCAGUUGACUUCUCUCGCCCCAGAUGGCAAUUCCGCAGUGUCUGCGACGACAUCCAGCAAUCCGCGUCGCGGGCUUCGGGUGCCGCGUCUGAUGAAUGAGAUACGGACAAUAGCAGCUCGUGGGGGUCACAGAAAAUACGACAUCUACAUCAGUACAGCCGACGUGUCAUUCUGGAAGAUCGUCGUAGAGGGGCCAGAAGGCAGCCCGUAUUCGGACGGGGCAUUCCUGCUCUAUCUCCACGCAGACGAGGCCUACCCGAGGCUCGCACCCAAGGUGCGGUUCGUCACCAAGAUCAAGCACCCUAACGUGAAUCUGCACGGCAGGAUCUGCCACAGCAUCUUUGACCGCGACUGGACCAGCGACACGAGCAUGGGGACUGUCCUGGACACCAUCUACGGGCUCCUCUACCAGCCCGAGUCCAGCGACCCCGUCAACACCACGACUACCCUGGGGUUCUUCCACGACCCCGUCGACUUUGCCGAGGAGGCUCGGGCGCAUGCUCGGAAGCACGCUUCCAAGACGCGUGAGGGGUGGAAGGUUGAGAUUUUGGGCCCGAUGUGGUGGCUUGAAUGA